Molecule: messenger RNA, 477 nt
Organism: Chaetomium globosum CBS 148.51
Lineage: Eukaryota; Fungi; Ascomycota; Sordariomycetes; Sordariales; Chaetomiaceae
Exons: 3
Coding region: 1-477 (158 amino acids)
Source: RefSeq, a predicted model, not a curated record
AUGGCAACUCACACAAAUGCGGAUUUCCUCAACGACCCGCGCUUCAACCAAACCUUUGAGUAUAUCCCUCCUGUGUUGUCAACCAAGGACGCUCUCGCCAUCAAGCACAAGAUCCGGAUCAUCAGCACCGACAGGCCCGGGAUGGGAGGAACCGACGCCGUCGCUCCCAAAGACAGGUUGACCGUCUGGCGAGAUGCCGGCGGAGUGCCUGAGGGGUGGCGGGCAGGCUCGGUGCGGUUGGAGGUGUUUUAUGCCGAGACCGAUACGCUCACGGGGGAUGGCGGCGUGGCGUCUAAGCCGGGGAAGUGGUUUGAUGGGCUGUGGGAGGGGGGCGUGCGGGACGUGGUAGAUUACGGCAGUAAGACGGUUAAGGGGGCAGAUCAUGAUGGUAUUUGGUGGUUGAGGUGGGGGGCGGUGCAGCAGGUGUUUGAGGCAGCCGGAGGGGCUGGGGAGCGUGACGAAGCCAGAGACAUGUGA